This is a messenger RNA of Naegleria gruberi, 4996 nucleotides long. RefSeq lists its product as uncharacterized. The record is from RefSeq and is a predicted model, not a curated record. Gene Ontology annotation, molecular function: actin filament binding. The transcript has a single exon. Gene Ontology annotation, biological process: regulation of actin filament polymerization. NCBI's taxonomy places the organism in Eukaryota, Heterolobosea, Eutetramitea, Acrasida, Naegleriidae. Gene Ontology annotation, cellular component: actin filament; cortical actin cytoskeleton; plasma membrane. The coding region runs from base 98 to 4957 and encodes 1619 amino acids.
CAAGAGACAACUCACCCAUUACUCUCUUGAAACUUUUCAACAAGAACAAACUACCGAAAAGAAGAGCUUUUUUCGUCUUUAAUUAUAAUUCGAAACAAUGGGUAAAGACGAUAUUGUUUUCUUACCAUCCAAAGAAGUGGUAAUUAGUACAAUUAAAAAGUUUCAAACAGAUUCUUCACUUGAAUGGAUAUUCUUUGCCUAUCAAGAAUCUGAUCCAUCCACAAAACUUGCCAAAGGAAACAGCAAUACUAUUGAAUUGGCUCGUACAGGAAGUGAACCACUCGAUAGAAAUCAAUUGCAAACUCUUCGUGAUGUGACAAAGGAUUCUGAAGAAAGUAUCAAGGCCUACCUCUCUCCACACAGUGCCAACUACUUUAUUGCUCGUAUUGAUGCAAAUCGUUACAUUUUCAUUAAUUGGAUUGGUACAAAAACCAAGACAUUACAAAAAACCAGAGUAAUGACUCACAGACUUGAAUUGAAAUCAAUGGCUGAGAAAUUAUUGUCCAUGUCCUUUGUUUUCGAUCAUAAUGGAAUUGAUGAGUUUGACAAAUUGGUUAAUAUUGUUGAUUCUUCUCGUUCUUUUGAAUUUGAAAAUAUGAAAGAUCAAAAACAAACAUCCUCUCCACGUACCACUACUACCACAACUGCUACUACUGGUGGCUCUUCUCAAGUUGCCUCUGCCUCUGCUUCUUUAAAGUCUGCUUCUUCUUCAUCAUCAUCAUCAUCUAGUAAUACUACUAGUGCUAGUUCUUCUUCAAGUGGUAACAAUUCUGCCACUAAGGGAUCCUUAAUGAACAGAUACAAUCCUCAAACUUUAACAGAACAAGAACAAAUCAAUGCUAGACGUCAUCAACGUUCUGGAUCCAAACCACCAAAACUUGGACUUGCUGCAAUUAUGCGUCAAGUGUUGAAAUUGGACGAAACAAACAUUACUCCACUCUUGAAACAACGUUCAUUUGGUUGGUUAUUGUUGGGUUAUAAUGCUGAUGGUUUGUGUCAAGUUGAAGGUCAAGGAAAUGAUCAAUGUACAUUCCCAGAUCCACUCUUUGAUGCUUUGAAAGAAGAUGAUAUGCAAUAUAUUGUUCUUCGUUGGGUUUUAUCUGACACUGGUUAUGGUGGUGAUGUUGAAAAGACCUAUUUCUUGUCAUAUGUUGGUUCUGCUGUUAAUUCUGUUCGUCGUGGUAAGGUAAAUCAACACAAACAAGAAGUUUAUGAUUAUGUUAAUAAGCAUUUCCAAUUGGGAGGUGAAGUUACAAUUACUGCUCUUGAAGAAUUGAAUGUUGAUUACAUUAAGAAUGUCAUGUUGGGUAAUAGAAGUGCUAAUACUGUUACUUUGACAGAUUGGGGUACUGUUCCAGUUAAGGCAUCCCCAGUUGUUGGACAAACUAGUCAACCAAAGGCAACUGCUUCUCCAAUCAAUUCUCCAAGAAACAUCAAGAAGGAAACAGCUACUGCUUCUGUUGCUACAUCAUCAGUUACAACAGAUGCUCCAGAAAAACCAAUCGAAAGAAAGGGAAGUGAAUUGUUGAGUAAGAUUAAAUUGGGAUUCAAGGAAGGAAAAUUGAAGGGUAUCAAGGGAACUACUCCUGAACCUGCUGAAGAUCUUACUUCACCUAAGAAUUUGAAAUCUCCUGGAAGAGAACCACUUAAAUCACCAGGUAGAGAUGGUCUUACUUCUCCUGGAAGAAAAAAGUCAACCAAGGGUGGUAUUCUCAGUUUCUCAGCUAACAAUAUGGACAAAUUCUCUGCUAGUUUGAAAAAGAAGGAUAUUGUAAAGGUUCCUAAUUUGGGAACUGGUCAAAACGCCAUCAAGAUUGAAGACGAAACUAAGGUUAUUGACAAGUUGUACGAUCUCAAAGAUCCACUCGAUAGAAAUAACCAAUGGGUUUUAUUCAGUUAUCCAAAUGACAAGACUCUCAAUAUUUUAUCGCUUGUUGAUAGUGGUUCUGAACCAAUUUCUAAAUCUGUUGCUGUCACCUCUCAAUUGACUGAUAAUGGUGUCAAGUACUUUAUUCACAAGUUCUACGUUGAAAGAAAUGGAAGAAUUGAAGCUAAAUUCAGAGUUAUUAUCUGGAGAGGUAAAUCUAUUAGAGCUUACUUCAAGGCCAUUUGUACUAACCAUGCCAUGAAGUUGGUCACUACUAUUGCUCCUGUCAUUACUCAAGUUGAAGGUGAUCCAAUUAUUUUGACUGAUGUUGCUGAAGUUCCAAAUGUUGUCUUAUCAUUGGAAGGUUUUGGUACUCCACUCGAUCAUGAUUCUGCCAUUAAGAAAUUGGAAGAAAAAUUGGCUGCUGCUGAACAACGUGAAAAGCAAAAGGAAACUUCAUCACCAUCCAAUAAGAUCCAACACGAAAAGAGAGUGUCAAUGAAGAAGGCUGAUUACAAUGCAGGUAUUGAAGCUGGUUUGAAGAUUUUGAACGAAGAAGAAUUGAUUCAAAGAAUGAAGGAAUUGCAAAGUGAUGAAAGUGCCGUUUCCUGGGUCACCAUUAGUUAUAAGGAUUCCAAGACUUUGCAACUUGAUGGAUAUGGUUCUGGAACUGCUGAAUCAUUCAAAUCCAAGUUUACUGAUGAUAAGGUUUACUACACAUUGUACAAACAAUUCUUGGAAGAAUUGGGUGGUGCUCCAAAGACUAUUCUCAUUGCUUGGGUUGGUCAAGAUGUCAAGCCAAUGGCCAAGGCCUCUACUACUCCUCAUCGUAUUGCUCUCUUCAAGUAUUGCUUACGUCACGUCACUUUAUCUAGUGAAUAUCAACCAAUCACUAUCAAUGAUUUGGAUAAUGAUUCAAUCUUUGGUAAGGUUUCUGGUGGAAGCAAGAGUGGAUCAAGUGGUGUUGUUUCUAAAUCAUUUGGUGGUAAGAGUCAAUCCCUUACACUCGCUGAUGAGAAUAUCAUUCUCGAACAAGUUAAGGAUUUGAAUUCUGAUGCCACUGCCACAAACUGGGUCAAGCUAGGAUAUAAUGAAUCUGGACAUUUGAAAUAUGAAGAAAAGGGACAAGGUGGUUUGGCUGAAUUUGAACGUCGUCUCUCUGAUGAUUCUGUAAAUUAUGUACUUUACAAGACCUAUGUUGAACACAGUCCAAAGAUUACUUUGAUUACAUGGGUCGGUUCUGGUGUCACUGCUGGUACUGCCAAGGCAAGAGCUACCACACAUCAACUUGAAUUGGAAGCUUUCGUUAAGAAGGUCUUCACUGUUGCUGCUUUAUAUCAAGCUUUAGAAAGAGAAGAAUUGAAGGAAGAAUUAAUCUACAAGAAGGUUGCUGGUUCCAACAUUAUUAUCGCUCCAACUGCUGUCUCAAAGGGUACAUUUGGUGGUAGAGAUUCUAGUUUGAAAUUCGAUAAUGAUCAAGCUGUUCUUGAUGCUUUCAAGGAAUUGAGAGGAAAUUCUGGAAUCAGAUGGUUGCUUUUCGAAUAUGUUCCUGGAAAUCAAUACACUGUUCGUGUUUCUCAAAUCGGUAAGGGAGGUGUCAGAAACUUCAAACAAUACCUCACUGAUAACGUUGUUUGCUAUGUUGUCAUGCGUUUGACAUUUAUGGAAUAUUCAGAUGUUGCCAAGGCUAUUGUCAUUACAUGGGUUGGUGAAAAUGCUCAAAGUUUCCAAAAAGCCCUCUCAGGUGGUCAUAGAAUCAACUUGUACGAUUUCACUAGAAAGCAAAUCUCAGUUGGUGGUGAAUAUCAACCUGAAAGUCUUGAAAGCUUGUCUGAUGAAGAUUUGCUUUCCAAGAUUACUGGUACUAAGAGUGAUAAUGCUGGUGAUGCUUUAGAAGAAAAGAUUCAACAACAACGUGCCUUUGAAAGAGAACGUAUUGUGCAAGUUCAACCAACUAUUGAAGUUAAGGAUUCCAAGCAAUAUAUUGGUGAAUUUAAGGAUAUUGAUUUUAAUGGAAAGGAAGAAAUCAAGAAGGCCUUGUUAGAACUUUCUGAAAAGUGUAGAAAGGAACAACAUGAUAGAGCUCUUGAAGAUGCCACCAUUCACUACAUUAAGAUGAAGUUGACUGGUAAGGAAUUACGUGAUGUAGUCAUUGAAUCUACUGGAGAUGGUGCAUUGAGUGAAGAAUGGAGAGCUACUCAUCUCGAUUCAAAGGAAUUCCUUCUCUUCAUCUUUGGUUUGUUCACAUCUGAAGGUGGUUAUGGUAUGAUGACCAAGUAUGUCUUUGUUCAAUGGACAGGACAUGAUACCAAGCACUUGUUGAAGGCCAAGGCCAGUGAAAUCAGACAAUCCAUCUACAAUUUCUGUAAUAAGGAGUUGAACAUGUCUGGCGAAAUUCAAGGUUGCACUAAACCAGAACACAUUACCAAGAAGUUGGUUUUGGAAAAGAUUACCGGUUCAAACGUUCGUGGUAGUGAAAUGAGAUUGGAAAAGAAGGACAAGAAAUUCGAAGGCUUGGGUAAGGAAAAGAAGAGUAAACUUGUCAUCAAAGACCAAGAAACAUUGAAUCACUACGUUGAAGAUAUGAUUCUCCAAGAUUACCUCGAAAAAGAUGAGGAUAAGAAGGACGAUGAUGAUCCAGAAGAAUGGAGAAAUCACAAGAGAAUUACUAAAGGUAAACUUGAUUGGAUCUUGUUGAGCUAUUCCAAGGAUUCCAUUGAUGAAAUCAACGUUACUGCUCAUGGUGAAGGUGACGUUCAAGCUUUUAAACAACACUUGAAACCAGAUAGUGUCAACUUUGUAAUUAUCAGAGUUUUCCACGCUCAAGGUUAUGCAAAGGAUAUUUCCAUGUUGACCGAUAAUAGAAUCAACCUUGCCAAGCCAUACUUUACUCUCAUCUAUUGGAAGGGAGAAAAUGUUCAAGUUUUAGAAAAGGCUCUCACUUCUCAUCACUUUAAUGCAUUCCACAAGUUGAUGACUCAAAAAUUCAUGAGAAUGAAAUCAUCACUCCAAGGUUCAACUUAUCAAGCUGAAACUUAUGAAGAAUUGGACAUGGAACGUAUUAAGAAAUUGAUGAGAUUGUAUGAUUAAUCGACAUAUCUUUAAAUAAAUAUUCUAAAUGUAAAAUUG